Drepanopeziza brunnea f. sp. 'multigermtubi' MB_m1 is the source of this 1362-nucleotide messenger RNA. RefSeq lists its product as uncharacterized. Lineage: Eukaryota; Fungi; Ascomycota; Leotiomycetes; Helotiales; Drepanopezizaceae. The record is from RefSeq and is a predicted model, not a curated record.
AUGGCUUCUUCAAAGGAUAUCCCUCAGCAUUCCUCGAGAGCUCUCAGCCAGCAUCGCCUUUCCACGUCUACAAAUUCUGCCUCCCUCCCCAAAUCCCAGGCGAAAAACCAUUCCCACUCUGUAUCCUCCGGAUCCCUCAUUGCCAACCAUAGGGUGUCCCGCAGGAAGAGCGUAACGUCGAAUACUGCCAGCAAUGUCGCGGCAAUGGUAGCUGCUGCCAGAGAAGCUGGAAACAUGGGAAUGCCGAUUGCGGCUCACCGAAACACAAUGUCGAAAAAUGGCUCUGGCAAAAUCCCGGCGCUCGGGAGCUUGCCCUCUCCACCUGCCAGCUUGUCCGGCCAAAGAUAUCGAUUAUCUUCGACUGGGAAGUUAGAUCGCGGCGAGAGUGCAAUCGACGACGACCAGCUCGACGAUAUAGACGUGAAAGAUGGAAGUGGGUCCCACCAAUCUCGCGUAAGGAGAGCUAGUGAGGGGCACCACCUUACCAAAGAUGGCAAGAAGGCCCAUGGAGGCGACCUCAAGUGCGAGAAGUGUGGAAAGGGAUACAAGCACAGCAGCUGCUUGUCCAAGCAUUUAUGGGAGCAUACUCCAGAAUGGUCUUUGACUUCAAAGUUGCUUAUCUCUAAGCAUCAACAAGUCCAGCUUUUGGAAGCUGCCUCGGUCCUGGUGGCCAUGAAUCAGGAUGGUAUCACGCCUCCAGAUUCGGCGAAGGACUCUCAAAGCGACCAAGAAGAGUCUGCCUCUCCCGCUCCAUCCGGAUCGUCGGAUCUCCAUGAUGGCACAAGCUCCGCCGACACCACCCCUCCACCAGGAGCAGACAUGUUCAAUGUCUACAGCAGUGGCUCGUACACUGGACGACACAAGAGAUAUAGCAGUGGAUACAGCUUCUCAAGGUCGUACCAGUCCACGCCUGGAACCAAUCAACUCCACAAUGGGAGCAUCCCUGACAGCUCUACCUUGGGUAUUCAUCGUCAACCAAGCCAGGAAAGGCGUCCAACGUCGUCUGGCAUCAACCGCAAUCAAGAAGAUUAUGGGCUGGCAGCUGCCGUUGAGCUUCUCUCUUGCAGCUUCGGGAGCACGGGAACUCCCAGGAGCGUUCCCGUCACUCUCCUCGAGGAUGCUCCACCUGUACCUCACAUCCCUGAGCGCUACCUAAACGAGGCCUUCUCGGGCACCACACUGACUCCAAAUUACCACCCUCGUCAGACUGAAAGCUACACCCGCCACCAAGUCCAUCGUGAUGGCGAUAUAAAGAUGGAGGAGAGCGAGGAAAGUAUCGCUGACGACGAGGAGUACGACCGCCGUUUUCGUGGACGUAGCGACGAAGACGACGAUGGCGUCUUUGGAAGGAUGGAGGAAUGA